AUGCUCCAGACUACUCCUCCGUCUACCUCGACAAGUGAAGCCGUUCGGUCCAACUUACUUAAGGAGAACCUUGUCUAUGUUAAGGAGUCUGAAGUCUACAGUAUCUUUGAGACCACCUUCGUAGUUGGCCGAGUCUACUCCGAGGCUCAGAUCAUUCAAGAGCAGCUUUACUACCAGGUCGAGAGCGGAACAAGGCUUACUGUCUUGACUGUUUUCCUCUCCCCCAGCGCCAACCUGAAAGAUAUCAUGGGUCCUUACUUGACACGUAUCGACCUGGCGGCACGGCACAGAUUCAUCUUUACGAAGUCUGGAGAAAGUCUGGUCAUCGGGAGAUUCAACGCCCAGGACUACGUCGAGUUGCAGAAAUGCGAUCCCAUCCUGCAGGACGCCCGUUUCAAGACUCCUACCGAAAUCUACGUGUUCUUUGAAGACCGCGACUGCCUUCUUGUUUCUGGAGAUCCCGUUUUCAGUUUUCAAGGUCGCUUCCAUCUGUUGCCCCCGUAUGGAGGUGAAUCCGAGUCGAAAAGCGACUAUCAUGCCUCCAAAUCAGAUGGCGCCUCUGCUGAGCACGCUGACGCAAGUGGGAGCGACUCCUGUUCCCCCGCUUCGGACGAGGCCGAAACGUCGGAUACUACAGCGGCGUCUGAACAAGAGGGCGAUCAUGAGGAGAAGAAUCUUGAUCCUACCAGCUCUAGUUCUGGUGAUCUCCCCUCUAAAGACAGCGAGUUAUUGGGCACUAUCGCGGAACCCGCGCCCGCCAUCAUUCAACACCACGUUGAUAGCUCCUCCGGUGAUGGUCAGCUUACCAUUGAAGCUAAUCAAGAUUUGGACCUCCCCAUUUUGAUCGUGACAUCUGCUGACCAGACUCCCUUUGUUUUUGCAGAUCUUGACAACGGCCCUUCGAGCUCACAAUGCAGCCCUCGAGAUGGAUCACCUCGAACUGUUGUCUGUAUCGCUUGUCACGCUGCUUCACCCGUUUGUAUCCACAAUGAUUAA
Molecule: messenger RNA, 996 nt
Organism: Laccaria bicolor S238N-H82
Lineage: Eukaryota; Fungi; Basidiomycota; Agaricomycetes; Agaricales; Hydnangiaceae
Exons: 4
Coding region: 1-996 (331 amino acids)
Source: RefSeq, a predicted model, not a curated record